AUGACUGACAACACCAUAUCAUGCCCUUUCUGUCCUUUUACGGACUCCGAUGCUGACUUCGUAUCCCAACACAUCGAAUUCUGCCAUCCAGAAACUGGGGAAACUGGUUUCCUGCAGGAAAACCCGCAAGAAUUCACCAGCCAAAACUCGGCUCCACCACCAGCGGACGAGGAUGGCGUAGACAAAUAUGUUGACUGUCCACAUGGAUGUGGUGAGACAAUAGCAAGCACUGAGCUCUCGAGUCAUCUGGAUCUGCACGUUGCGGAGGAUAUGGCACUGGAUGAUCUCGGGGCCACAACGGCACGCUCAACUGUAGAUGCAUAUGGUCAUGGGGAUGAUCGGUCCUUUGAUGAAGAAGAUUCCCUCGACAUGCUCGGCUCUCACAAAGGAGGCAAACGUGGGAUGCAACGAGACUCCUCGCGAGUAAACACCGCCAAGCCACCACGGCCUCACAGUCCGCCAAGGACAACCAAUGCCGAUGGCACAAAGAGAUUAGGGCGGUCGGAAUUGGGUCCUCAUGCCCACGAGAAGAAAAUGCCAUCAUGGCUAAAGAAAAUGCUGGAAAAAGGCGGCAGCAUAUCAAAGCAAACCCAAAUCACAUCGGACGGCAAAUUCACAAGACGCGAGACAGUGGAAAACGAGACCGAUCAUCUGAUUCCUGUUCUUGCUCGACUGUGCGAACAGGACAAAUCCGUCCGACGGGCAUUUUUAUGUAGCCCCAAAGUCCGCCAUAUCUGCAAGAUGCGUCGGGAAGGCGGAUUUUGUGGCUAUCGCAAUAUUCAGAUGAUGGUUUCUUGGCUGAAAAAGUCGCGUGGCUUUGGCCAUGAGCACUUCCCCAAUAAGGGCCCAACGAUUCUUGAGCUGCAGGAUAUGAUUGAAUCGGCCUGGGAUAUGGGGUUCAAUAGUUCUGGAAGAGCCGAGACAGGUGGCAUCAAAGAUACGCGCAAGUUUAUUGGGACCCCUGAAGCACAAGCACUUUUCAUGAGCCUAGGAAUUCCAUGUGAAGCCAGAAGUCUGUCAGAGAGAAGUGAUUUACGGGCCUGCGAUGCUCUUUAUAUUGAUGUCGCCGAUUAUUUCCGGUCAGCGUGUCCAGAAGACGAGACAAAGAUCGUUCAGACCGAUCUCCCUCCGAUAUACUUCCAACAUCAAGGUCAUUCUAUGACAAUUGUCGGAUUUGAAAUACGAGAGAACGGCAGCGCAAACCUGCUCGUGUUCGAUCCUAUGUUCAAGACUUCCCCUGCAAUGGAGCGUCUGAUCGGGGCCUUUGUGAAGCCCUCGGACCCCACUCGCCUUCUCAAAGCAUAUCGCAGAGGAACGCCUUAUCUGCAAAAGUACAAGAUCUUCGAGCUUCUCAAACUAUGUAUGACCAGCCCGAAACAUGAAGCCACAUAG
This is a messenger RNA of Penicillium robsamsonii, 1392 nucleotides long. RefSeq lists its product as uncharacterized. Bases 1 to 1392 code for a protein of 463 amino acids. The transcript has 6 exons. Lineage: Eukaryota; Fungi; Ascomycota; Eurotiomycetes; Eurotiales; Aspergillaceae. The record is from RefSeq and is a predicted model, not a curated record.